CAUGGCGGGGCCCCGCGGGCUCUGCCUGCUCUGCCUGCUGCUGGGCAGCCCCGCGGCACCGCGACCAGACAACGGAUCAGGGGCAGCUCUCAUCCCCCCUAGCCAGGACCCUCUUGCUGCAGAUGAGCUGGUGGACAAGACAGUCAGCAGAGCUGGGGUGCUGGGGCAUUCCAUGGGGUCAGAUGAUGGAGCUGGGAUGCCGGGGCAUUCCGUGGGGUCAGAUGAUGGAGCCAAGGGGCUCAGGCACCCCGUGGGUUCAUCUGGUGGAGCUGGGCACACCACUGCCCUCAACCUGCUGCCAGCCUUGGAGCACAGCACGGAUGCAGUGGAGGAGGAGACGACGCUGCGGGUGCAGAGCCGUGUCCUACCAACACCCAACACCCCCCCUGAUGCUGAUGCAAAACAAACUUUUCCUGUUAAGAAAAAGCCACCUGCUCCAAAGCACGGAAACACAGCGAGGAAGCACCCGAGGCCCAAGCCCACGCCAGCGUGGCCACCCAGGGCUGCUCCCCGGGCCACCCCGCAGGGCUCCAGGCAUCCUGAUGCCUCCCGAGGACCCUCUGCCUUGGCAGAGGCAGUGACCAGGCUGGGGAGCACGGAGCAGAGCCCCCCCGAGCUGCCCUGGGGGGUACAGACCACCACCAGCCUCCCCGUGCUGCAAAUCUCCCCCUCCACCCUGCCACCAGCAGCCCUGCCACCCUUCCCAGCUGGCACGGGGGAUGCUGGGGAGGGUCCCACCACGUCUCCAGCCAGGGCCACCAGUGGCUGGACAAAGGGCACAGAGAGUGAGGUGCACGGCUCCACCUUGGAAGAGACCCAAGAAACCACCACGUCCACCAUCAUCACCACCACUGUCACCACCACGGAGCCCACCCCGGUCCUCUGCAGCAUGAGCUUCCAUGACCCCGAGGGUUACAUCGACUCCACGGAUUACCCCCCCCUGCCCCAGCACAGCUUCCUGGAGUGCACCUACAAUGUCACUGUCUACACGGGCUACGGUGUGGAGCUCCAGGUGAAGAGUGUGAACCUGUCUGACGGGGAGGUGCUCUCCAUCCGGGGGGUGGAUGGCGAUGCUCUGGUGGUCCUGGCCAACCAGACCCUGCUGGUGGAGGGCCAGGUGAUCCGCAGCCCCACCAACACCAUCUCCGUCUACUUCCGCACCUUCCAGGACGAGGUGGUGGGGACCUUCCAGCUCCACUACCAGGUGUUCAUGCUGAGCUGCAACUUUCCACGGAGACCUGACUUCGGCGAUGUCACGGUGAUGGAUCUGCACUCGGGGGGAAUUGCUCAUUUUCACUGCCACCUGGGCUACGAGCUGCAGGGCCCCAGGGUGCUCACCUGCAUCAACGCAUCGAGGCCUCACUGGAGCAGCCCAGAGCCCAUCUGCUCAGCUCCCUGCGGUGGCACGGUCCGCAAUGCCACCAUCGGCCGCGUCCUCUCGCCCAGCUACACCGGGAACCAGACGGGCAGCAUGUACUGUGUCUGGGCCAUCGCCGCCCCCCCGGGACAGAAACUGCACCUACACUUCGAGAAGCUCCUGCUGACCGAGAAGGACAGGAUGGUGGUGUACAGUGGGGACACGAACCAGUCUGCUGUGCUCUACGACUCCCUGCGUGCUGACAGUGUGCCCUUCGAGGGGGUGAUCAGCGAGGGCUCCUCCAUCAGGAUCGACUUCCUCGCCGAGGAGCCUGCAGCUGCCACAGCUUUCAACAUCCGCUUUGAAGCCUUCGAGCGGGGCCAUUGCUACGAGCCCUACAUCCAGAACGGGAACUUCACCACCUCCGACCCCACCUACAACCUGGGCACCACCGUGGAGUUCACCUGUGACCCUGGGCACUCCCUGGAGCAGGGUCCUGCAGUCAUCGAGUGCAUCAACAUGCGGGAUCCCUACUGGAAUGACACGGAGCCUCUGUGCCGAGCCACGUGUGGGGGGGACCUGACAGCCGUGGCCGGGGUGAUCCUGUCCCCCAACUGGCCAGAGCCCUACGCUGAGGGGGAGGAUUGUGUCUGGAGGGUCCAUGUCGGCGAGGAGAAGAGGCUCUUCCUGGAUAUCCAGCUCCUGAACCUCAGCAACAGUGACAUCCUCACCGUCUACGAUGGGGACGAUCUGACUGCCCGCAUCCUGGGGCAGUACGUGGGCAGCACUGGGCCCCAGAAGCUCUACUCCUCCAGCCCUGACCUCACCAUCCAGUUCCACUCCGAUCCUGCCGGGCUCAUCUUUGGGAAGGGACAAGGAUUCAUCAUGAACUACAUAGAGGUGUCCCGAAACGACUCCUGCUCCGACCUGCCCGAGAUCCAGAAUGGCUGGAAGACCACGUCACACACGGAGCUGGUGAGAGGGGCCAAGAUCACCUACCAGUGCGACCCGGGCUACGACAUCGUGGGCAGUGACACCCUCACCUGCCAGUGGGACCUCAGCUGGAGCAGUGACCCCCCCUUCUGCGAGAAGAUCAUGUACUGCACCGACCCGGGGGAGGUGGAGCACUCGACCCGCCUCAUCUCGGACCCGGUUCUGCUGGUGGGGACCACGAUCCAGUACACCUGCAACCCUGGCUUUGUGCUGGAGGGCAGCUCCCUGCUCACCUGCUACAGCCGUGAGACGGGGACACCCAUCUGGACCUCACGGCUCCCACACUGUGUCUCCGAGGAGUCGCUGGCCUGUGACAACCCAGGGCUGCCAGAAAAUGGCUACCAAAUACUUUACAAACGCCUCUACUUGCCGGGAGAAUCCCUGACAUUCAUGUGCUACGAGGGCUUUGAACUCAUGGGGGAGGUGACCAUCAAAUGCAUCCUGGGUCAGCCGUCCCACUGGAGCGGACCCCUGCCCAUCUGCAAAGUGAAUCAAGACAGCUUUGAACACGCUCUAGAAGUAGCAGAAGCUGCUGCAGAGACAUCGCUCGAGGGGGGCAAUAUGGCCUUGGCCAUAUUCAUCCCGGUGCUGAUCAUCUCCUUGCUGCUGGGAGGAGCAUACAUCUAUCUCACAAGGUGUCGGUACUACUCCAGCCUGCGCCUGCCCCUCAUGUACUCCCACCCCUACAGCCAGAUCACGGUAGAAACGGAGUUUGACAACCCGAUCUAUGAGACAGGGGAGACGAGAGAGUACGAGGUCUCCAUCUAAGGACAGCGGUAAGAGAGGCUGCGAGCUUAAUGUGCUCUCAUAGAACUUCCUCAGUAACUAAUCCAGAGACCACGUGGAGUUUGGUCGGACCCCCGGACCUGCUGUUGUCUUUCCUUUUGCCUCUUUAUUGAAGAUUUUACUGUUUUCUUCACUGUAUUUAUUCUAUUUAAACUGGGAUAGGUGUGCUGCAGAGCCCCGGGCGCAGGCAGCAGCGGGAGCAGGGGCAGAGCCUGGACCCGGUGAGGCUGGGGUGGCACCGGGGCACCCACUGUGUGUGUCCCCCCCCCCUGGCAGGGUGACACCUCCCCUGUCACUGCCCACACACAGGCAGGGGGAUUUUUGGGGUUCUGCUGCUGUUAAAAAUUAAAGA
Calypte anna (Anna's hummingbird) is the source of this 3488-nucleotide messenger RNA. It is a transcript of the gene SEZ6L, whose product is annotated as seizure related 6 homolog like. Lineage: Eukaryota; Metazoa; Chordata; Aves; Apodiformes; Trochilidae. Gene Ontology annotation, biological process: synapse maturation. Gene Ontology annotation, cellular component: endoplasmic reticulum; neuronal cell body. The record is from RefSeq and is a predicted model, not a curated record.